AAAAAAAAAAAAAAAAAUACCACACAUCCUGUUAUAUACCAUACCCUGGCAUUUCUCACCACCUAGUCUCUCACCAGUAAAUUCACCCACCGGCCACAAUGUACACCUACCCAAUCUACGCACACCCAAAUGAUCUUGAACGUGCAGCUUCUUACAUCCCCCUGCCAGAACAAACUGAAUCCACCGGUUCUCCUGCCGAUAAACGGCGGCCAUGUAAGGGUAUCGUCGGUAUCUUCCUCUCCGUACUCUUUCUCUUCUCUUUGAUAGUUCUGAUAGUCAACCAAAGACCAGAACCUCAAGAAGAAGUCAAUGUCCAUCAACAAAAGCCUUUGCCUUCUACGCCGGUUUCACCGGUAACAUUGAAACCACCGUCAAGAGGGGUGUCACAGGGCGUAUCGGAGAAGACUUUCCGGGAGGUAUCUGGUGAACCUGUCUACCCUUGGACCAAUGCUAUGCUGUCUUGGCAAAGAACGUCUUACCAUUUUCAACCUGAGAAGAAUUGGAUGAAUGAUCCUAACGGUCCAUUGUUUCAUAUGGGGUGGUACCACCUGUUCUACCAAUAUAACCCUGACUCUGCUGUUUGGGGCAACAUCACGUGGUCCCAUGCUGUAUCAAGGGACCUGAUUCACUGGCUCUACCUUCCCUUCGCUAUGGUUCCUGAUAGCUGGUUUGAUUUGAAUGGUGUGUGGACUGGGUCCGCCACGAUCCUUCCUGACGGCCAGAUCAUCAUGCUAUACACUGGGGACACCAGUGAUGAGGUGCAGGUACAAAAUCUUGCGUACCCCGCCAACGUGUCUGAUCCUCUUCUCCUUGAUUGGGUCAAGUAUCCGGGUAACCCGGUUAUAUUACCUCCACCCGGCAUAGCUCCUGACGACUUUCGGGACCCGACCACCGCAUGGCUCGGCCCGGAUGGUAAAUGGCGGACCUCUAUUGGGUCAAAAGUGGGAAAGACAGGAAUUUCGCUGGUUUACACAACAACAAACUUCACAAGCUAUGAGCUGGAGGAUGGAGUUCUGCACGCAGUUCCGGGUACGGGUAUGUGGGAGUGUGUGGACUUUUACCCGGUUUCAACUACGGAGCCAAACGGGUUAGACACAUCGACAAACGGACCGGGUAUUAAGCAUGUGCUCAAAGCAAGUUUAGAUGACAAUAAGCAUGAUUAUUAUGCACUUGGGACCUAUGACCCUAUAAAGGACAUAUGGACACCUGACAACCCGGAGUUGGACGUGGGUAUCGGGUUGCGGGUCGAUUAUGGAAAAUACUAUGCAUCAAAGACAUUUUAUGAUCAGUAUAAGAAGAGGAGGAUCUUGUGGGGUUGGACUGGAGAAACUGAUAGUGAAGAUACUGAUAUCAUGAAGGGCUGGGCAUCGGUUCAGACAAUUCCAAGGACCGUGGUGUUUGACAAGAAGACAGGAACCAAUAUACUUCAAUGGCCUGUUGAGGAAGUGGAGAGUUUGAGGUUGGGCAGUAAUGAAUUCAACGAGGUGGAGCUUGCACCAGGAUCAGUUGUGCCACUUGACGUGGGCUCAGCUACACAGUUAGACAUAGCUGCAGCGUUUGAAAUAGAUAAAGAAGCUUUGGAGGCGACUGUUGAGGCUGAUGUGGGUUUCAAUUGCACUACUAGUGGUGGCACUCGCAAUAGAGGCAUUUUAGGACCAUUUGGCCUUCUAGUUCUUGCUGAUGAAACUCAAUCUGAGCUAACACCUGUUUAUUUCUACAUUGCCAAAGGCACUGAUGGGAGUGCUGAGACUCACUUCUGUGCUGAUGAAUCAAGGUCAUCAAAGGCUGCUGAUGUUGGCAAACAAGUUUAUGGAAGCAAAGUUCUUGUGCUAGAUGGUGAAAAAUUCUCUAUGAGAUUAUUGUUGGAUCACUCCAUAGUGGAAAGCUUUGCUCAAGGAGGGAGGACAGUCAUCACAUCACGAGUUUAUCCGACAAAGGCAAUAGACGGAGCAGCUCGAGUAUUCAUGUUUAACAAUGCCACAGGAUUGAAUGUCAAGGCAUCAGCAAAGAUUUGGCAAAUGGAUUCAGCAGAUAUUCACCCUUUCCCCCUGUAACAGUUGCACCUAACCAGCCUAUUGUAUUAAGUUCCAUCAUUUUUCGUUUGGUUGCCCAGAAAAUGGAAGAAAGAGAAGAGAAAAUAUAGAAUCUUCCAGCAACCAAACGUGAUAUUGUUUAUUUCAAUUUUUCCGUUGGAUCGCAUCUCUAGAUUUAGGCAUGUUCAUCAGCAAUGUCUGUUAUAUUGCAUCUGGAAAAUGAGUAGGUAUUUGAAAUUUCCAGCUGCCCUUGAUGCAAUGAACUGUUGGUCUUGCGGAUGUUUCAUCAGAUUGUCCCACAUCACUUCACCAAAACCAGAAACCAAGUUACCCAGUUUGGUACAGUACCAAAAUUUAUAAUAAAACCAUUUACAUUAAACCGUGGGUUAUCCUUAUUUUA
Messenger RNA from Ilex paraguariensis (yerba mate), 2433 nucleotides. NCBI's taxonomy places the organism in Eukaryota, Viridiplantae, Streptophyta, Magnoliopsida, Aquifoliales, Aquifoliaceae. The record is from the annotation of a GenBank genome assembly.